Lampris incognitus (smalleye Pacific opah) is the source of this 1164-nucleotide messenger RNA. RefSeq names its product H-2 class II histocompatibility antigen, E-S beta chain-like. Gene Ontology annotation, molecular function: MHC class II protein complex binding. Bases 1 to 1164 code for a protein of 387 amino acids. Gene Ontology annotation, biological process: immune response; peptide antigen assembly with MHC class II protein complex; immunoglobulin production involved in immunoglobulin-mediated immune response. The record is from RefSeq and is a predicted model, not a curated record. The transcript is spliced from 7 exons. NCBI's taxonomy places the organism in Eukaryota, Metazoa, Chordata, Actinopteri, Lampriformes, Lampridae. Gene Ontology annotation, cellular component: membrane; MHC class II protein complex.
AUGGCUGGACCGAUGGACACAACUGAUCUGGAGGACGACCAGAAUGCAGGACUGAAGGGAGCAGCCCCGGCGGAUGGGCAGGUGGAUGACCUGGAGGCCUGUGAUGUGGAUUGGUCAGCUGCUCGGGAGCUCGGCGGCAUGGACGGGACCACCGCUCGGGAGAUCGGCGACGUAGACAGGGCAGAGGCCGACCACUCUGGAACCAGAAAGGUCUCUGUUGUGACUUCUCUUAUAGGAGCCCGGCCGGCCGGACGAUCACAAACCCGGCUAGAAGAAGCUGAUUCGGGAGGAACGGUCCAGCAGAUCGGCGACCCAGCAGCCGGCGCCAUGACGGUCAAAAGAAUUCACCAUCAUGUAGAAUCUAGAUUUGCGGUUGGGGCUCUGGCCGUGGUGAUGUGGCUGACCGUGUGCGUCUGGGCUUUUGAUUUAACCCAGAGCCGGGCAAAGAGGGACGAGCUUUCUGUUCCAGAUGCGUUUUUGAAUUAUUACCUGGACACAUGUGUGUUCACCUCCUCUGAACUUCCUGACAUAGAGUACAUACGCUCUCUGUAUUUCAAUAAGACAGAAUUUAUGAGGUUUAACAGCACUGUGGGGAAGUAUGUUGGAUAUGAUAAGUUUGGUAUCUAUAACGCAGAGCGCUGGAACAACGAUCCUGCAGAGAUGGCACGAAGGAGAGCUGAGAAAGAGAGAUACUGCAAACAUAAUAUAGAGAUAUGUUACCGAAAAACACUGGAUGAGACAGCUGAGCCCAGUGUGAGACUGACUUCAGUGAGGCCCCAUAGUGGCCGACAUCCGGCCAUGCUGAUGUGCAGUGUCUACAACUUCUACCCCAAAUACAUCAGUGUCACCUGGCUGAGAGACGGACAGCCAGGGACCUCUGACGUCACUUCCACCGAUGAGCUGGCAAAUGGUGAUUGGUACUACCAGAUCCACUCCUACCUGGAGUACACGCCCAGGUCUGGAGAGAAGAUCACCUGCAUGGUGGAACACGCCAGUUUCCCCUCUCCUAAGAAAGUGGACUGGAAUCCCUCCAUGCCACAAUCAGACAGAAACAAGAUCGCCAUCGGAGCGUCAGGUCUGCUUCUGGGUUUGAUUUCGUCUUUGGCAGGUCUGAUCUACUACAAGAGGAAGGCCAGAGGGCGUGUUCUGGUUCCAACCAGCUGA